AUGUCUCAAGGGUCUUUUCCACUCCAUGAGGCCUGCCGUGAGGGCCAGGAGUCCAAAGUUCGAGAGCUCGUCGAGGAGCAACCCAAGCUGCUACUUUCACAAGAUCUCGAUAGCAGGUACCCUUUACACUGGGCAGUUUCAUACCAACAUGAGAGCAUAGUAAAAAUCUUGCUGUCUCGCAUGCAGAGCGUAGAUCUUGACGAUCUAGUUGACGAAUCUGGGUGGUCUCCACUGCAUAUUGCGAGCUCCGUUGGCAACCUCGACAUCUUUACCGAGCUGCUCCACCACGCCAUCAAGCCUGACGCAGACCUGGGCACAUCACAAGGCGUCACAGCUCUACAUCUCGCAUGCUCCAAGCAGCAUUUGGCUAUUGCUCGCUUGCUCGUCAAGGAGGGUGCAUCAGUUAGAAAGAAGGACGUGAGAGGUCAACUCGCCCUUCAUCGGGCUGCUAGCGUGGGCAGUAUCCCUCUGGUCAAGCUUCUCUGUGACGAGCGCUCUCCUGUUAAUGCCAAGGAUGUGCAGGGUUGGAUUCCCUUGUUUCACGCAUUGUCCGAAGGGCAUGGGGACGUGGCAGUUAUACUAGUCCAAGAGUACAAUGCCGAAUAUCGGGAACUUCAAGAUAACAGCGGCAAAGCGCCGCUUGACGUGGUGCCUGACGACAAGGUUAAGCGGUUUUUCCUUGAAAACGUCGAGCAGUAA
Messenger RNA from Lachancea thermotolerans CBS 6340, 699 nucleotides. It is a transcript of the gene NAS6, whose product is annotated as Nas6p. The record is from RefSeq and is a predicted model, not a curated record. Gene Ontology annotation, molecular function: protein binding. The coding region runs from base 1 to 699 and encodes 232 amino acids. The transcript has a single exon. Lineage: Eukaryota; Fungi; Ascomycota; Saccharomycetes; Saccharomycetales; Saccharomycetaceae.